UCCUCCGUGUGUCUUCAGCUCCCCCUGCUGGUCAAAGCUGAAUAGUGCAGGCAAGAUGGCGGCUCCCGUUAGGACGCUGUGCUGUUCAGUGUUUAGAUUCUCCAGCAGGCAGCUCAGCACAACAUGUGGAGUACAAGCUGGACAGAAAUGGAGGCUAGAACAUGGACUCGCCAGAAGUGGCACAGAAUAUGGACCUCUCACAGAUCUGCCUGAUUGGUCUUUUGCAGAUGGACGACCAGCACCUCCACUGAAGGGCCACCUGAGAAGAAAGCAAGAGAGAGAAACUUUAGCUAGGCGCAUUGUGAUGCUGAACUCGGAGGUGGACCAAGGAAUAGAGAUGUGGAGGGAGAAACAGGAAGGAGCGAAAAGAAUGGAGGAGCACAAAAAGUCUCUUUUACUGAAACCCAAAGGGCAGCGAUUAUUGAAGAAAAAAUCUCAAUGUUAGAAACAGAUAUUCAGCCCAGUGGAUGUAUUUAUGAGGACUUGUGGCUUUUCUCCUGCUUUGUAAUUUGUGUUUUUCUCAAUAUUCAUGCAAUAAAUGUUUGUCCUAGA
This is a messenger RNA of Amphiprion ocellaris (clown anemonefish), 552 nucleotides long. RefSeq names its product mitochondrial ribosomal protein L52 (gene mrpl52). Gene Ontology annotation, molecular function: structural constituent of ribosome. The transcript has 5 exons. The coding region runs from base 56 to 445 and encodes 129 amino acids. Lineage: Eukaryota; Metazoa; Chordata; Actinopteri; Pomacentridae. The record is from RefSeq and is a predicted model, not a curated record. Gene Ontology annotation, cellular component: mitochondrial large ribosomal subunit. Gene Ontology annotation, biological process: mitochondrial translation.